GGCGAGCUAUGAUUGGUUGAAGGUAGCAGGGGCAGCCUGCAGGAGCUUGGACCCACGUGGAGUUGGCGGCCGCUGAUUGAGCCGGAGGGAGGGGCCGCACCGAGCACCGGGAGACUGGGCCCGAGCGGACACCGGCUCCUCCUACCUCGGGGCCCGGACAGGUCCUUAAUGCAACUUUAGACAAGGCACACUACCUCCCCUGAAAAUGUUUCCACAGAACAGACCUCCAUCACACUUGCAGGCAUCAGUGGCAGCUGGAUCAGCAUCUGGCCCUCCCCAAAGCCUCAAACUGACCUACCCUGAAACCUUGGAUCGUAUUAAGGAGGAGUUUCAGUUCUUGCAAAGUCAGUACCACAGUUUAAAGAUGGAGUGUGAAAAGCUUGCAACUGAGAAAACAGAGAUCCAAAGACACUAUGUCAUGUAUUAUGAAAUGUCUUAUGGACUGAAUAUUGAAAUGCACAAACAGACUGAAAUUGCCAAGCGUCUGAACGUAAUCUGUGCACAACUGGUCCCGUUUUUAUCGCAAGAGCACCAGCAGCAGGUGGUCCAGGCAGUUGAACGCGCUAAACAGGUGACCAUGGCUGAGCUGAAUGCAGCCAUCGGGGUACGUUUCAUCCCCCCUCAGCUGACUGUGCACCAGCUGCAAGCUCAGCACCUCUCUCAUCAUGCACCUCCUAUUCCCCUCACACCUCACCCAUCUAGUUUGCAGCCCCAAAGCUUGGCUGCUGCCACCAGUGCCUCCAGUCUUCUGGCCCUGUCUGGUGUCCUUGGUCUACAAUCACAACUGAUGGCGAAAGAGGGGCUUACGGACUCAGAGCACAGAGACAGAGACCCAGGGCCUAGCUGUGUUACUCUUCCAAAUGGGGAGCGUGUGCGGACCUUGUCAGAUUAUCUAAACAUCAACAAAAAGCGUAAAACAGAGGAGAAAGACUUUGGAACAGACUAUGGCAGUGAUGCUGACAGAAGUGAGGACAAUCUUGUGGUGGAUGAGGAUCCUGCAUCACCUCAUAGUGUCCAUUCCUACUCCUCUCGGGAAAAUGGUGUGGAUAAAACCAACCUACAGAGGAAGGAUCCUCCUCCUGCUAGUCCAAACUCCAUGACCUCAUCUAGCAGUGUGUCCCCCUCAAGGAGCAAGGACCUUCCCACGCAGGUGGAAAAGGCUGGGACACCUGGCUUAAAAUCCAGCACUCCAAACUCUCAAAGUGAUAUGAGCACUCCUGGUCCCAGUGGGUCUAGUGUAUCUCAGUUCCGACCUCUUUCAAAUAAAUCUGCCAUCGACCCUCUAGCUCUGGGUCUACGGGCACCCUUGAGUGCACAGGGAGGCUAUCCUGCGGCAUUUAGUAUUGCUCACCCUUCUGUGAAUGCUGAGGGAGCUGGCGCCUAUGCUGGUCUUCACCUUAUGUCUCCACAGAUUAAUGGAGCAGCUGCUGCUGGAACCUAUGGAAGAUCCUCUUUAGUCGGGUAUGACCCCCAUGCACACAUGCGGGGCUUGGGAGCUGCAUCUGGAAAACCGGCAUACUCUUUUCAUGUCAGUGCAGACGGACAGAUGCAACCUGUCCCAUUCCCCCCAGAUGCUCUUAUAGGCUCUGGGAUCCCCCGACAUGCCCGCCAGCUCCAUACGUUGAAUCACGGAGAAGUGGUUUGUGCCGUGACCAUAAGCAACUCCACACGUCAUGUCUACACUGGAGGCAAGGGCUGUGUUAAGGUUUGGGAUGUUGGGCAGCCAGGCACAAAGACACCUGUGGCACAGCUUGACUGCUUGAACCGUGAUAACUAUAUCCGUUCCUGCAAACUCCUCCCGGAUGGUCGCAGCCUUAUUGUUGGAGGAGAAGCCAGCACUUUGUCUAUAUGGGAUCUGGCAUCACCCACCCCAAGGAUAAAGGCAGAGCUAACCUCCUCCGCCCCUGCUUGCUACGCCCUUGCUAUCAGCCCAGAUGCUAAGGUCUGCUUCUCCUGCUGCUCUGAUGGGAACAUUGUUGUGUGGGAUCUACAGAACCAGACACUUGUCAGGCAAUUUCAGGGGCACACAGAUGGUGCCAGCUGUAUAGACAUUUCUCAUGAUGGCACCAAGCUGUGGACUGGUGGUCUGGACAAUACUGUUCGAUGCUGGGACCUGAGAGAAGGAAGACAGCUUCAGCAACAUGACUUCAAUUCCCAGAUCUUUUCCUUGGGAUACUGUCCAACAGGGGAGUGGCUGGCUGUUGGUAUGGAGAGCAGUAACGUUGAAGUCUUACAUGUUUCCAAACCUGAUAAAUACCAGCUGCAUCUUCACGAGAGUUGUGUUCUGUCCUUGCAGUUUGCUUCCUGUGGUAAAUGGUUUGUCAGCACUGGAAAGGACAAUUUGUUAAAUGCCUGGCGGACACCUUAUGGGGCCAGCAUUUUUCAGUCAAAAGAAUCUUCAUCUGUUCUGAGCUGUGAUGUUUCUACUGAUGACCAGUUCAUUGUCACGGGUUCUGGUGACAAGAAAGCCACAGUCUAUGAGGUCAUCUACUGAAGGCCUUUUUCUUUUACUUGGGUUCCCCUCCUACUGCACGGACCCACGAGGGGUGAUAAUCUGUCCUUUUUGGGUUAGUUCUGUUUUUAGGUGUAUAUUUUAUCAGUAUCGGCCAGCGUGUAUUUAAUAAUAAAACUGGAGAAAAAUGA
Pseudophryne corroboree (corroboree frog) is the source of this 2643-nucleotide messenger RNA. RefSeq names its product transducin-like enhancer protein 1. Gene Ontology annotation, biological process: regulation of DNA-templated transcription; negative regulation of canonical Wnt signaling pathway. Gene Ontology annotation, cellular component: nucleus; transcription regulator complex. The record is from RefSeq and is a predicted model, not a curated record. Lineage: Eukaryota; Metazoa; Chordata; Amphibia; Anura; Myobatrachidae. Gene Ontology annotation, molecular function: protein binding; transcription corepressor activity. The coding region runs from base 206 to 2494 and encodes 762 amino acids. The transcript has 21 exons.